AUGACAGCUGAAAAAGAGAAAUUGAAGACUUGAAAAGUAAAAAUAGAAGUUUAUCACUAGAAUUAGAAAGUACCAAUACAGCUCUUGAUAGACAGAGGUCAAAGUGUAGGACUAUGGAGGAAGAAACCGCAGAGGCAGAGAAAAAAAUUGAUGAGAAGAAAAAAGAAUUUGAAAAUAAAGAAAAUGGUUUUUAUCAAAAGUUGGAGAGUAUGAGACUGCAGCUGGAAACUUCUAAAGAUGAAGUAGCAGCAACUCAGAAAGAGAUUGUCAGGAUACAGAAACAACAUAGAAAGGAACUCUCUGAAGCGAGGUCAGAGGCUGAUAAUAUCCGAGAUGAGCUGGCCAAGGAAAUCCAAUCCGGAAGGAGGUCUGUGGACAAUACAGCCACUCUUUUAGAGAUGGAGAAUGCCUUGGAUGAAGUGACACGUGACAGAGAUACAUUAGCAAGGGAACUACAAGCAAUUAUCAGCAAAGAGAAUAAACAUGAAGAAUGGGCAAAUAAGUGUAGACAACUAGAGGAUGAUAAGAAAGAGAUAAGUUCACAGUUAGAAGAGACAUCUAAAAAACAGGGUGAACUAGAACAUGAAAUCAUGUUACAGAAGAGUCUGAAUUCUGAUUUGCAGACAAGACUUGAGUUAAGUAUGAAAAAAGCAGAGACUGCCGAGGCAGAGUCUGACGCAUUAAGGGAUGAAGUGUCAAAUCUCUCAUCACAAAUUAUCACACAGUAUGAGACAUCAAAAGAUGGACAAGGCAAAUUAGAUAAAUUAGUGACACAGCUACACCAAGAACUGCAGGUGGAAAAAGAGGCUAACACCAAGCGUCAAGAGUCACUAUCGCAGCAACUUGAGAGAGAACGCAAGCUGGUGAAAGAGCUGCAGAGACAAAUCGCUGUUAGAAAUGAAGAAGCUGCAAAUGAAAAGCUAGAGAAUGGAUUGAAUUCAGCAGCACGUGAAGAUGAAUUGAAGAAGUUCAAUGAAUUAGAAGCACGGAAUAAACAUUUGGAGGAAGAGUUGACUAAGGUGUGGAACCAAUUGAAAGAUGUUCUUGAUAAACUUACUGCGUCAGAACAAAGAAAGCAUGAACUAGAACUGGAAAUAGAAAGGAUAUCCAGAAGACAUAUUGAUGGUGAACUCUCUGAUAGUGUGUACCAGCAAAAAAUAGAACUUUUAGAAAGAAAGAUUGUAAAUCUAAAACGAGAUUUAGAUGACGCCACAAUGAGACAACAAGCAGCUGAGUUGCAUCUACGUGAAUCUGCUACGUUGAAAAUGGAUUUACAGCAAGAAAGAGAUGAAGUUAUUAAAAUUCGAAAUCAACUACAACAAGAAAAAUUAGAAAGAGCUAUGCAAGAACAGACUGCAAUUGAUAUGAAACUUCAGCUGAAUUCAGUAAAAGACAAAGAAAGUAAAUUACAUGAAGACAAUAUGAACUUACAUCAUAAAUUAUUAGACACCGAAUCAAAACUAUAUAUAACAGAAGACAGAAGUAGAUCAGCUUCUGACAUGGUGCAACUCGCUGAGAUGGGUAAGAAAGCGUUGAUGGAACAAGUCAUCAAAUUACAAAAGGAAGUAGAAGUACUACAAAUAGAUCAGCUCAAAUAUGGAGAGAAGCUAGACUUUCAACUCCGAAAAUAUGAAGAAAAAAAAGUAUACUGCAAAAAUAAACUACAACAUGCAAGGGAUGUUUUUGGAAGGCAAAAGAAGAUGCUGGCCGAUCAUCUAAAAAACAUGGAAGAUGACCUCUCAUUGACCAAGACACAGUUACGUAAAGAACUAGAAUGGAAAAAUGAAAUGGAGAAUACUUUACAGAAAGUAUUGAAGGAAAAACGUGAACUUCUCACAAAAUUAAUUGAAAUAGAAGAAACACAUCGAGAUACAACAAAUACGCUGACAACUGUAGAUUAUCGUGCCAGAUAUUUGGACCAAGAGAAUGCAACUUUACAGACGAAGCUGGAAUCCAUGAUUAGACAGAAAAAUAUCAUGGAGAAAUUACUCAAGGAAUACAAACUAGAGAGGCAGAAAGAAGAUAUAACAAGAGCAAUAACAAAUAAUGGGUUACUGAUGUCAUCACGUCCUGAAACACCAGGUAGCAUAUCAGGUUUUAGGCCGCCAACUGCUAGUAGUGGUAUUGGUACAUCAUUGGCACACAGUUUCAACUCUGGUGACAUUCUUAAUAAUCCUGAUGUUGGAUUGAAAUCACCACCAAUGGUAGAUUCGUCAUAUCUUAACGGACUUCCUGUUACAAGGCCCUUCACUUCGUCCGGUAUGAGAAACUACAAUAGCUCGUUAGGGGGCAGUAUGGACACUCUAGACCAACUUUAUUAGAAAUGGUAUGCUCAGUUGUGCUCAAGGGGCAUGUGCUGCAAUGUUUUUAAAUAGACUUGGAUACUACAGUAUCAUGAUGACUUGCAAAUCAAACAGUUGAUUGUGUGCAUGAAUCAGUGUUGGUGCUUAUGACUUCCAUAAAAAUCUUUUUAACGUCAUUGUACUUAAAUUAGAGAGAUUCAGUCUUCUCCACAAAGGUUAUUUUAACAGAAUAACCCACCAAUCAACUUAUAGAACCACCAACAAAACUACCAAUCUAUAAUGUACGGUAGUAACAUAAAACUUAAUAUAAAUGGUUAUAUUCUAAUUGCAUAA
Saccoglossus kowalevskii is the source of this 2636-nucleotide messenger RNA. RefSeq lists its product as uncharacterized. Lineage: Eukaryota; Metazoa; Hemichordata; Enteropneusta; Harrimaniidae. The record is from RefSeq and is a predicted model, not a curated record.